AGGAGCGGGCUGUCAGCCGCCGCUCGGGACGGACGGGCCGCGGGUGGGGCCUCGCCGCUUGUUGUCGUCCGGUGCUUGAGGAGAGGGUAGGCCGCUCGCUCGCUCGCUCGCCCGCCCGCCCCGGGGGACUCCCAGGUCUCGCUCAGCCGCUCGCUCCGUCCCGAGCAGUCGGGGACAUGUCGAGGUGGGCGGAGGCCCGGUGGGCCGGCGCCAGACGGCGGACGGCGGCCGAGGCACACGCGCCCUCCUCGAGCUUUCCCCGGAGACGCCUUCCUUUACUAACGCCCCGAGCCUGAAGGAGCUGUCACGGCGAGGAAGCCCCGCCGGGACCGAGAGCAGGAAACGCCGGAUACGCACACUUUGCAGCAGCUGUUGCGCAGGGAAUCGCUCUGGAAGCCGAGACAAUGAAGCUGUUGGAGAACUCAAGUUUUGAAGCAAUAAACUCCCAGCUGACGGUGGAGACGGGAGAUGCUCACAUCAUCGGACGGAUCGAGAGCUACUCGUGCAAGAUGGCUGGCGAUGACAAGCACAUGUUCAAGCAGUUCUGCCAGGAGGGCCAGCCGCACGUCCUGGAGGCACUGUCGCCUCCUCAGACCACGGGGAUCAGCCCCAGCAGGCUCAGUAAAAGUCAGAGCGGUGAUGAGGAGGGACCCCUGAGCGACAAGUGCAGCCGCAAGACCCUCUUCUACCUGAUCGCGACGCUCAACGAGUCCUUCCGCCCGGACUACGACUUCAGCGCCGCCAAGAGCCACGAGUUCAGCCGGGAGCCAAGCCUCAACUGGGUGGUGAACGCCGUCAACUGCAGCCUCUUCUCUGCUGUUCGGGAGGAUUUCAAUGCCCUGAAGCCACACCUGUGGGAUGCUGUGGACGAGGAGAUCUGUCUUUCAGAAUGUGACAUCUACAGCUACAACCCCGACCUGGAUUCAGACCCCUUUGGAGAGGACGGCAGCCUCUGGUCCUUCAACUACUUCUUUUACAACAAGAGGCUGAAGAGGAUUGUCUUUUUUACCUGUCGUUCCAUCAGUGGGUACGCCUACACGCGCUCGGAAGCUGGCAAUGAGCUGGACAUGGAUCUUGGGGAAGGAGAUGCGGAGGAGAACAAGGAUGCCGGCGACACCGAGAGCGGCAGCAUCGAGGAGGACAGGUUGCAAGUUAUUUGCAUGUGAGUUUCCAGAAGGGCUCCGAGGUGCUGCCAGCCCUGCCGAACCUCCCUUUGCCGUCGUGCCGCGGCCGAGGCAGCCCCGAGCCCCCCGACUGCCCCUGCCCAGCAGCUGCGGCGUCGCUCUGCCCGACACAUACACUGGAGUACCCCAGGCAUCUUGGAGCACGACGGACUGAAAGCAGCUGCGGCCUCCUGGCCGAAGACGCGUCCCCUCGCUCUGGUGCUGCCGGCCGACCUCCCCUAUCCCCUCGCCCGUGGCUGCUGCAGCACGGGCCGGGGCUCGCCGGACAGCUGUGUGGGAGCUCCGAGAAGCUUUGCUGCACUUUAUCGCUGAUCUCGUUGGCUGCACUGACCUGCAAACUCCUCGUGGCGCUGAAGCCGGGCUGGAUUUCCCUCGAGCACUUUUCUGUACUGGCUGUGACCCAGCGAACGCCGUCCAUCCACAGCACCAGCAGCAGCGGAGGGACGCCUCUGCCCGGCCUCCUCCGGAAGCAGCGUUGUUGAACUCCCCAUGAACUGUCCUCAGCUCCUUCCCCGGAGAAGAGUCCAUUUGUUUCAAAGAGGUUUGCUUUGCUCUUGCCCUCCCACAGUGGUUUUUCUCUGGUGUUUUGAUUUUGUUGGUUGUUUUUUUAAUCUUUGCUGGGCAGUACCAGCCUCCUGCCCUGGUCCUGUGCAGAGGGGUCCCACCAAGCAGCCCUGCGGGUGAACGCUGGACCAGGCGCCUCAGCCCACACCUCCCCUUGUUUUCUUUGGGGUUUUGUUUCUUUAAACCACACCUGACUUUUGGCAGUGUGGAGGCCAGGGCACGGCUCAGCCCUCGCCGGGGGGCUGCGCUGCCUGGUUUUGUGUUGGGGGUGAGCUCGGCCCGCAGCAAGAGUGGGGUGCUGCCACUCCCACCUGCGCUUUGGUUUGACCGCAUCUCCCUCUCCAUCCCCCUCGCCCAGCCGCUGCAGGGACGAGCCCCCCUCCCUGCCCAGGUGCCCAGAGUUUCGGGGGCCAAGUUCGCCCCCCCCCAUCCUUGGGCAGGUGCCGGGUGAGGGCAGGGAGAGCUCAGCUGAGCACGCACAAGAGAGGGGCAACGCCUGCUGCAGCAUCCCAGCUGCUUCAGAACGCCCCCCACCCCCCGAGAGGAGCCCGAGUGGGGCAGCGUGGUGGCCCCCGGUCCUCGCCCCCAUCUGGGGGUGUGUCAGGGGGUGUCCCUCUUCCUCCCGCUGGGGCCUGAGCGGCUUUUGGAAGCGGCUGGCUGGGGAGGGGGAGUGGAUGCCCCAAGGCUGGAGACUCCCGUCACUGGGGGCUUCCCCGGGGGCUUCCCCAGUCCCUGGGCUUGGCGGGGGGCGAGAGGCUGCAGAUGUUGCAGACCCUGCUCCAGCCUCCGGCCAGGCAAGGCAGAGCCUCGGGGUGCAGAGGGCAGGCAGACAGGUACCCCCUCUCCUUCCCCCGGUGCCGAGGCGCAGAGGUGGGCGCUGGCAGCAGCGUGGUGUUCCCGACGGUGGCUCUCCCGGCUCCUCUCCCUCACUGUAACUCCUCACAAGUUGUUUUUACGUUGGAAUUUGUUUCCUCGUUGCUCUUCAGGACGGACCUGAGCCCUGGCCCCCGCUGCCGCCUGGGUAGGGCUUUGCCUUCAGCUCCCGUCACGCUGCCCCUUUUCCCACCCUAGCUCACGGGACCCUCAUGCCUCCCCCUGCACCCGUGUGGGCUCCCCGGGGCCCGGCCCGGCGGGGUGGGAGCAGGAUUUGGCCUGGUCCCGUCUCUGCCGUUGUUCGCCCCUGUACUAGCGCACUGUGUGGCUGCCCGCCCCGUCGGUCCCUGUCAGGGAAUUGGACUUCACAGCAUAGCAAUGUAUUGUUACACCAAUAAAGUUUUUCUGUCA
Grus americana (Whooping crane) is the source of this 3032-nucleotide messenger RNA. RefSeq names its product MAF1 homolog, negative regulator of RNA polymerase III (gene MAF1). Lineage: Eukaryota; Metazoa; Chordata; Aves; Gruiformes; Gruidae. Gene Ontology annotation, molecular function: RNA polymerase III core binding. The coding region runs from base 405 to 1166 and encodes 253 amino acids. The transcript is spliced from 8 exons. Gene Ontology annotation, cellular component: nucleus. The record is from RefSeq and is a predicted model, not a curated record. Gene Ontology annotation, biological process: negative regulation of transcription by RNA polymerase III.